CAUUGACUCUCAGUGGCUCUCUUAUGCUACCUAUAAUAAACUCUCUUCUUUAAUUCCUUCAGUUUGUGAGUAUAAUAAUUUAACAAAAAAAAAAAAAAAUUAAUGGCUUCUCACGAUCACCCUCAUUCCCAUGAUCACCCUCAUUCCCAUGAUCACCAUCACCAUGAACAUGGUCAUGGAGAUUCGGGAAGUGGGUCAUGGGUAGGACCCGACGGAAAGGUCUACCAUAGCCACGAUGGACUUGCACCACACUCACAUGAACCCAUUUACUCACCUGGAUUCUUCACCAAAAGAGCUCCUCCACUUCACACUAGGGAUUUCAAUGAAAGAGCUUUCACUAUUGGUAUUGGCGGACCAGUUGGGACUGGGAAAACAGCUCUAAUGUUGGCUCUCUGUCAAUUUCUAAGAGACAAGUAUAGUCUUGCUGCAGUGACAAAUGACAUAUUCACAAAAGAGGAUGGUGAGUUCUUGGUGAAGCAUGGAGCACUCCCUGAAGAGAGAAUAAGAGCUGUUGAAACAGGAGGCUGUCCACAUGCUGCUAUUCGCGAAGACAUAAGUAUUAAUCUCGGUCCCCUUGAGGAGCUUUCGAAUUUGUUCAAGGCAGACAUUCUUCUUUGUGAAUCCGGUGGAGAUAACUUAGCAGCUAACUUCAGCAGAGAGCUAGCUGACUAUAUCAUCUACAUAAUAGAUGUAUCUGGUGGUGAUAAAAUUCCUCGAAAAGGCGGUCCUGGCAUCACUCAAGCUGAUCUUCUGGUGAUCAACAAGACCGACCUUGCAGCUGCAGUUGGAGCUGAUUUAGAGGUCAUGAAGAGGGAUGCACUUCGUAUGCGAGAUGGCGGGCCUUUUGUUUUUGCUCAGGUAAAGCAUGGAGUUGGCAUAGAGGAAAUAGUGAACCACAUUUUACAGGAUUGGGAAGCUACAACAGGGAAGAAGCGCCGCUGAUCUUUACUCAUGCUCGGUUCAGCUCAUCUCUUUUUUUAAGGCUUCUUUUUAAGUUUUUCUUUUCUUCUUUCAUCAUCCAAUGUUUAGACCUUAGCUAUAUCAAUAAAUGGGGCCUUAACCUAUCCUUAUUUCUAUGAUUUGUAUGUUGAAAUGUUGAAGUCAUUGAUGAUCUUUUAAUUUGAUAAUUUUAGUGUGUUUUGUGACAACAA
Messenger RNA from Cannabis sativa, 1151 nucleotides. RefSeq names its product urease accessory protein G. Lineage: Eukaryota; Viridiplantae; Streptophyta; Magnoliopsida; Rosales; Cannabaceae. The record is from RefSeq and is a predicted model, not a curated record. The coding region runs from base 103 to 942 and encodes 279 amino acids. Gene Ontology annotation, molecular function: nickel cation binding; GTPase activity. The transcript has 6 exons.